AUUGACGUUUCUUGUGGACGACCGGACGAACGAAGGCAGUCCAGCCGCGGGACGAUUUAGAAGCAAAAUGUUGACCCUCGUAAUUAGCCACAAAAAUAUGGCUUCUUUUUGUCAGUGUUUGAACUACUUUCGCUGACAUUCUGCUCAGAUAGUCCUCAGACGUUCGUUGAAUCAGUGUUUCCGACUUUGUAAAGGCCAGCCCAAGGUUCUAUAAAGCCAUGGCGACAAUGCCAGGUAAGAAUAAAAUUCAGCCCUCGGAGAAUCACAGUAAAACUACCAAGAGCAGAGAGACUGGAUGGCAGAGUUCUUUUGCACCACGAAAAGGCAAAGGUCGCUUCAAAAAUGGCCACCGUAGGACUGGGUCAUUUGACGCUAGUGAGCAAACUGAGUCAUGUCAUUGGAUACGCAACCACAUCGAAAUGAGAGAAUGCAUCACCUUUAUUGCAGAUGAGAAAAGGAAAAAGAGGAAAAGCAGUAUUAACAGCAAAGGUGAAGAAAGAAAGUGCAAAUGCGGAUACCUCAAAUCCCAACAUCAUCAAAUUGCCUUGGCCAACAAGAAGCCACCUGAUACAAAAUGGAACUCACUGAUGCACACAAGUAUCGGGAAGACUAAUGCUUUUGGUGAACUAGAAUUCGUCGGCUUUGGACAAAGAGUUGGGAAGUUUGUUAGAGUGAACCACACGACAGAGCCAGAGGAUGUGCUGAAACUCAUGAGGGAACAGUGGAACUUAGAACUUCCCAACCUUCUCAUUUCUGUCACUGGUGGGGCCAAAAACUUCUACAUAAAGCCCAGACUACAGGAGGUUUUCAGAAAGGGUCUCAUCAAGGCAGCUCAGAGUACAGGUGCAUGGAUCAUCACAGGAGGGACACACGCUGGUGUGAUGAAGCAUGUUGGGGAGGCAGUCAGGACUAACGCUGUGGCUGGCAGGUCCAGUAACAAGGUGGUGGCCAUCGGGGUGGCAACAUGGGGCAUCGUGCAUCACAACGAUGAACUCAUCAACGAUCAGGGGUCCUUCCCUGCCAGGUACCACCUGGAGGAUCCUCCCCCAGGCCGGGCAGCUCUGGACCCUAACCACUCCCACUUCAUCCUGGUGGAUGAUGGAACUAACGAGCAAUUUGGCAAGGAGAUCAAACUCAGGGCAGAGCUGGAGAAGAGAAUUUCUGAACACAAGACAAGAGCUUCUACACAAGCUCCGGGCUCCAGUUCAGUCUCUAUUCCGGUCGUCCUACUCGCACUGCAGGGGGGACCAGGAACGCUGGAAACUGUCUAUCAAGGAGUGAGCAACAACACCCCUGCUGUGAUAGUGGAAGGGUCUGGAGGUGCUGCUGACAUACUUGCAUAUGGGUUUAACCAUUCUCUAGAAGAGGUGGUAGCAGUGGAGGGGCAUGUUGGAAAGCAGGAAAUUGUAGGUCGUGUAGACACGCAACUAGAGGAAGUGCUGAGGGCAAAAAUAGCAGAAGAGUUUGGAGGAAACGAUCCGUCAAAACUGGAUCCAAAAAAACUCAAACAGUGGACAAAAUGGGUGGUGGACAGCAUCAGGAAGAAGCAACUCUUGUCCAUCUUUGAGAUUGACAGUCGAGAAUCUGCAAAGAACAUAGACGUGGCCAUGCUUCGGGCACUACUCAGGGCAAACAAGGAUGACUACCAACAUCAGCUGAAACUAGCACUGGCCUGGAACAGAAGUGACAUCGCUGAAACUGACAUCUUUACGGCAGACAGGAGGUGGAAGCAAGAAGAACUGGAGGACUUGAUGUAUUCUGCCAUUCUUGAAGACAAGGUUAACUUUGUCAAGCUCUUCCUAGAAAAUGGAGUCAGUCUCAAAGACUUUCUGACAGUUAGAAGGCUACAGAGGCUGUACAGUGAGAUUCCACAGUCAGGUGUGCUGUUUGACAUGCUCCAAAAACGACUCCGAGAAAGGAUAUCAUCCCCUUCAAAAUCAUUGAAGCGAAAACCAUCUACUGCCAAGGUCUCUGUAACUAUGAAUGAUGUGGGCCAUGUUAUCCAGUCUUUGAUGGGCGAGAUCUAUGUCCCCCUCUAUGAGAGAAAUCCUGAAAGAUACGGUGGUGGUGACCCAAAAGCGGUGUGUGAAGACCCGACCAGAGAGCUGUUUGUGUUCUGUGUGCUUCUGAACCGGCAGGAGAUGGCACGCCUGUUCUGGGAGGAAGGGAAGGAGGGCGUGGCCGCCGCUCUGGUUGGCAGCAAACUUCUCAAGUCCAUGGCACGAGAGCUGGAGAACGACACGGAACUGAGCGAGGAAAUGUUGGAGCAUGCAGAUAAAUUUGAAGACCUUGCCCUUGGUGUGUUGAACGAGUGUUGGGGAGAGGACGAGCUUCGAACCCAGCUCCUGUUGGUCCGAGAGCUGUACCUGUGGGGGGAGCUGACGUGCCUGAGGAUCGCCAUCAGUGGAAACCACCUCAACUUCAUCGCACACAGUGCCUGUCAGGCUCUCCUCAAUAACAUCUGGAUGGGCAAGUUGGCUCUGGACACCUCCAUCAUUAGGCUGUUCACCUGUAUCUUCAUCCCACCCCUGGUCCCUGCUCUCAUCUACUUCCGAGAGGACCAGAAAGAAGAGGAGACUUUGAUCGAACCUCUUGGAACAGAUGAACGCCAUUAUUCCAUCUCAGCUGGCAUGGGCAGACCUGUAGUGGCCAGGACUAGAACUAAUGCAGGAAUGAUUGUAGACAGCAUACCAGAGGGAGAAGAGUUGGACAAGAGUAUGGAGAUGGUGGUAGUGCACAGCUCUGGAUCUGGUCUGAUCAACAACCAGCAGACAUCACAGGUACAGUUGAAGGAUGAAGAGAAAGAGGAGGAGUAUGAAGCUCCUCACACAGAGGAAGGGGAGUUGGACUUCCGCAGUAGUGAGAGGAUCGGCCCUCUCACCAGGUUCUACCUCUUCUACGAUGCUCCCAUCACCACCUUCAUGCACAAUGUGAUCUCCUACAUUCUGUUCCUUUGUCUGUACUCCGUGGUCAUUCUCACCGAGUUUGAACAAAACGAGUUUGGACAAAACGUCUUGUCGCCUAUCGACUAUGUCCUGGCAAUUUGGAUCUUUACUCUCAUCUGUGAGGAGAUCCGACAGCUCAUCACUACAGAGGCAAGAUCGGUGUCUGGAAAGUUAUUGGAAUACAUCGGCAACUACUGGAACCUGUUUGAUUUGGCCAACAUUGUCACUUUCAUCGUAGCAUUUGUGUUGCGGUUCUUCUCUGAGACGUUUAUCGUAGCACGGGUCCUGUACAGCCUGAACCUGAUGAUCUUCUCCUUCCGACUCUUACACAUCUUCUACAUCAACAAGGAGAUGGGACCCAAACUCAUCAUGAUUGCCAGAAUGUUGAAGGAUCUUAUGUUCUUCAUCUUCAUCCUGAUCAUCUUUAUCCUGGCAUAUGGGGUAGCAACCCAGUCCAUCCUGUAUCCCAACGAGAGCAGGGUGGGGACAGUCCUACAGGGCAUCUUCCACAAGGCCUACUUCCAGAUCUAUGGGGAACUGUUCUUGGAAGAAAUCAUGAAUGAUGGGUUUAACUGUGUGGCUAACAACAGCGAAGCCAUGGCUAACAACCAACAGAGGUGUCCUUCAGAAGAGGGAACCUAUGUGGUACCUGUUCUACUGGGACUGUACAUGUUGGUCACUAAUGUUCUACUGCUCAACCUGCUGAUUGCUAUGUUUGGCUACACCUUUGAGAAGGUACAGGAGAACACUGACAAGAUCUGGAAGUUCCAGAGGUACGACUUGAUCAAGGAGUACUCAGACCGCCCUCCCCUGGCUCCUCCUGUCAUCAUCUUCUCUCACCUCUUCCUGCUCUUCCGUGCCAUCACCAUGGGAUGCUGCAAGAGGUGUCGGCCUGGGGAUAACGUCAUGAAAGUAAAACUGGAAAGUGCUGAGAGAAAACAGCUGAUCCUGUGGGAGUACCUGAACACAGAGAACUACCUGCAGCAAACCCGGCGGGAUAAAAGCCAGGAGACAGGCGAGAGGGUGCACGAUACACAAGAAAAGGUUGAUGAGCUGAAGGAUCUGGCCAAUGAACAAGACGAGCGACUGACCAGACUUGAGGAACAGAUGCUGAAGUCCACCAUGUCCUUAGAGUCCAUUGUUCAGUCUCAAGCCUGGAUCAUCAAGUCCUUACAACAGAACAACCUAUCUGCUAAAGAAGCCCCACCUGAACUGGAACUCUCUCCAGCUGAAAAAGUACCACGUUCCACAUUGCCAAGUCUUACACGAGAGCCCACCAGGUCUUCUUUGCAUCAGGGCAAGAGACCAAAAACAGUGAAAGGCAGGCGGCGUACUCUGGACGGCCAGCCCAUACAGGAGAUCCACCAGAAGGCCAGGACCUGUCCAUACCCGAUGUGUGAGGUCAACAGGUGUCAGGUGCCAGAUGACAAAGUUCCUUGGGAGGUGCCAUUCAGCAGUUAUCAUCCUGUCAACUACACUGCAGACUGUGUUCUGGCUGGGCCACCAUGGGCAGAUGUGGACCUCAUGAGCAUGUCUCUUGAAGAAAGACCUUUCCUGAUGUAUAACCAGUUGGACACCAAGUUCAAGGGAGCUGUGGACAGAACCAGCUUCAUUGGAGUAUACCAGGUCAAGGAUAAGCUCCCUCUGAAUCCCAAAGGCCGGACAGGCAUGGUGGGGAGAGGACUGCUGGGAAGGUUUGGACCCAACCAUGCUGCUGAUCCUGUUGUUACCAGGUGGAAGAAGGACAUGUUUGGGAACAAAGAGGUCCAUCGUGAAACCCACCGGAAUGUGCUGGAAUUUGUGGCCAUCCAGAGGAAAGACAAUGGUCUUUGGGCCAUUCCUGGGGGCAUGGUAGAGCCUGGGGAGAACCUGACCAUGACCCUGAAGAAUGAGUUUGGUGAGGAGGCUCUGGGCAAACUGGACAAAACAGACCAAGAGAAGAAGGACAUGUCCAAGAAACUGGACAAACUCUUCCAGCAGGGCAAGGAGGUGUUUAAAGGGUACUCAGAUGACCCCAGGAACACAGACAAUGCCUGGAUAGAGACAACAGCUAUUAACUAUCAUGAUGAGGAGGGUUACCUCAUGCAGAACUUCACCCUACAGGCCGGUGAUGAUGCGGGUGCUGUACAAUGGCAGGAUGUAGAUGGGAGCUCACCACUCUUCGCAAGUCACCAGGCCAUCCUCAAACAUGUGGCUGGUUUUCAUAACGCACAUUUCUAACUCACUCUAAUGAGGGCCUGUUUGGGGGGAUUGGGGGUCUAGUGAUUAUGAAUUACGCAAAAUUUCACUGCAGAUUACAAAUUACAUCUCAGAACUGAUUAAGAACAGUUUCGCGUUAUAGCUUAUGUACUGAUUACAAAUUAUGAUGAUUUUUGACAGCUGCCUAUGGAUUAUGAAGACUAAAAAAGGCCUGAUUACACCUUACGAAAAAGAGCAUGCAGGUCCUCAUUUCUAACUCACUCUAAUCUAAUGUCUGCUCAUCGGGGAUUUCAACAAGGGUAUCAGUAUACCCCAGGCUGACCUAACAGUGCCUCUGAUAGAGUUUUAACCCUCAGAAAACUGAAACAGCUCUCUGGCUACCAACUAGACUAGACUCUCCAUUAGUUCACUAGUUAGGCAGCAGGGAGAAGGUUAAGUUGGACCAUUUUGACUGCAAUUCAAAGCUUUUACACAUGUACAGAUGUCUGACCAUUUCCAAAAUCAUAUCCAGCUUUAUUCAGACAUAUCUUAUUACCUGGAUGUCUAAACAUUCAUCAAUGUACAUACAUGUAUACAUACAUGUAACAGUAUAUUGUAUAUUGGAAUUCUGACGUGUGUGUAUAUAUGAAAGUGUCUGUAGUGUAAAAUAGAUAGUGUAAUAAUUGUACUUCAAUGUUGUCAUAGGUAUGGUAAUUCUUAUUAUAUGAUUGUCUCAAAGUCGACAGUUUUACGUUGGUCAUGUUGAGAUGUCAGCUGUGCCAAGUCCUUUUUUUUUUAAGUAUCACUUUUUAUUUUGAAAUAUUGUCUCUUCCAUCAGAAGCUUUAUCAAUUGAAGCUAUUGUAUAUUUUGUUGGUUAAUAUGUUUCUUGACAAGGCAAGUUUGCAGUGUCCUAACUGUCAAUAUGUCAUAUAGAAUGGUUAUGGUUUUUGUACUAUAUUUGGUGAUCAUGAUAAUGUAUGUGAGAAAGGUGUAGAAUUCUAAAAUAUCAGGUCUUAAGUCAAGAAUUCAUACUUAGAAAUGUAGGUAACUAAAUUGUUAUGUAUUUUGAAUAUCUACUUGUGAAUAGAUUUUAGGUUGUGUGUGAAAUUGUGAAUACAGUAUAAUUGCGACUACAUUCUUAUGGAUGGAAAUGAAAUAUUCUUGUGAUUAAACAGUUCAUAAU
Messenger RNA from Branchiostoma belcheri (Belcher's lancelet), 6307 nucleotides. Its product is annotated as transient receptor potential cation channel subfamily M member 2-like. Gene Ontology annotation, biological process: calcium ion transmembrane transport. Gene Ontology annotation, cellular component: membrane. Gene Ontology annotation, molecular function: ligand-gated calcium channel activity. The record is from RefSeq and is a predicted model, not a curated record. Lineage: Eukaryota; Metazoa; Chordata; Leptocardii; Amphioxiformes; Branchiostomatidae.